Molecule: messenger RNA, 2951 nt
Organism: Ictidomys tridecemlineatus (thirteen-lined ground squirrel)
Lineage: Eukaryota; Metazoa; Chordata; Mammalia; Rodentia; Sciuridae
Gene: Gfod2
Product: Gfo/Idh/MocA-like oxidoreductase domain containing 2
Biological process (GO): extracellular matrix organization
Cellular component (GO): extracellular matrix
Molecular function (GO): nucleotide binding
Source: RefSeq, a predicted model, not a curated record
GCGUCAACAAGAGAGACAAGCGGGUGGAGGUUUCCCAAGCAGAAAUAGCCUCCUAGAUUUCACACUGAGGCCUAACCGGCUUAUACCAAAGUGUAGCCAUGUUUCAAAAGGUAUUUGUUGGGGGAACAGAAGCUAAAGUAAAGAAGUCAAGGGGACUGAGACCACAGUCUAGAGAGUACUGACAUUUAAAGAACCAAAGAACAUCCAAAGGAAGAGGGGCCCAGAAAAUACACCUGAGAAAACAGGAAGUCCAACGGGAGAUCUGGCCUUUUGUAAAGAUAGGUCGUUGUCCAACAUAAGACCUUCUUUCAUUCCAGGAAAGCCAAGGUCAAUCACAAUUCCCAGGACCUCCUAGUUCUUGACGCUGGUCAAUUAACCAGAGGGAGGUUGAGGCUGGAAGAGCACUCUAAUUGGGGUCUCUCCGGCCGGAAAUGAACCACUCCGGGCUUCGAGCCGAACUACUUAGGCUCCGCCCCUCAACGGAUGAGCAUGCGCCGCUCUCAGUCUCGGCCCCUCCCCGCCCGGUUCCACCCCCGUCAUAGAGCAUGCGUUGUCCUCCCGUCGUCCAGCCCCUCCCUUCCAGAACCCCCUGUUUCUUAGAAACCAGGCGGCGUGUUCCCGGUACCUCGGUGGAUUCUGGAGCCGGAGCAUCCUAGACAUCCUCCCUCAAGGCGGACAAGUGGUUUUCGAGACCCGUCCAGACCUACAGUAUACCUGAGGUGCCGGGCGGGCGAUGCCAGCGUGCUGCCAGAUUCGGAAACCUAGGCUCCCUCGCCUAGUGCGGACCGACGCCCUACCUGUAGGAGGACGGACGCUUUGUGGAUGAGGAUGUGUAAGUUGUGGAAGCCUCAGACAAAGGGUUCUUGGGAUGUCUGGUCCGUCCUUUUUCAGAAUGAGAUGGAACUUCUGGGGGGAAAUAUUUAUUUAAGAAACCGGUGUUAGGGUGAAAGAAGGACAACCCAGAAGAUCAAGUUGGCUCUGCUGUCUGGCUGUGUCUCGAUGGCCCUGGCCUACCUUUAAAGCUCAGGAAGAAAGCAGAUGGACUUGGGGAAGACAAAAGGUGAGGAGCCAUGUUUGACCAGGACUGUGGGAAGGUCAGCUCCAUGCUGGAGACUCUGGUGAGGAGAUGAACUGGUGAGCAGAGGUUGGGAUGAAGAUGCUGCCAGGAGUGGGAGUGUUUGGGACUGGCAGCUCAGCCCGGGUCCUGGUCCCACUGCUGAGGGCAGAAGGGUUCACAGUGGAGGCCCUGUGGGGGAAGACUGAGGAAGAGGCAAAGCAGCUUGCUGAGGAGAUGAACAUCACCUUCUACACCAGCCGGACUGAUGAUGUUUUGCUGCAUCAAGAUGUGGACCUGGUGUGCAUCAAUAUCCCCCCUCCACUCACCCGACAGAUAUCUGUGAAGGCUCUAGGCAUUGGGAAGAAUGUGGUUUGUGAAAAGGCAGCAACAUCGAUAGAUGCCUUCCGGAUGGUGACAGCUUCACGCUACUACCCACAGCUGAUGAGCCUGGUGGGGAAUGUGCUGCGCUUCCUGCCUGCUUUUGUGCGCAUGAAACAACUAAUUGCAGAGCACUAUGUAGGUGCGGUGAUGAUCUGCGAUGCCCGUGUAUACUCAGGCAGCCUGCUCAGCCCCAGCUACGGCUGGAUCUGUGAUGAGCUCAUGGGUGGAGGGGGCCUGCACACCAUGGGCACCUACAUCGUGGACCUGCUGACCCACCUGACUGGCCGGAAAGCCGAGAAGGUACAUGGGCUGCUCAAGACCUUUGUGAGACAGAAUGCUGCCAUCCGUGGCAUCCGGCAUGUAACCAGCGAUGACUUCUGUUUCUUCCAGAUGCUUAUGGGUGGUGGGGUGUGCAGCACAGUGACACUUAACUUCAACAUGCCAGGUGCCUUUGUGCAUGAAGUCAUGGUGGUCGGCUCCGCAGGACGUCUUGUUGCCCGGGGAGCUGACCUCUAUGGGCAGAAGAACACUGCCAUGCAAGAGGAGCUGCUUGUGAGGGACUCCCUGUCUAUGGGUGCAGGGCUGCCAGAUCAGGGGCCCCAGGACGUCCCACUGCUCUACUUGAAAGGCAUGGUCUACAUGGUACAGGCCUUGCGCCAGUCCUUCCAGGGUCAGGGCGACCGCCGUACCUGGGAUCGUGCUCCAGUUUCCAUGGCUGCCUCAUUUGAGGAUGGGCUGUAUAUGCAGAGUGUGGUAGAUGCCAUCAAAAGGUCAAGUCGAUCGGGGGAGUGGGAGACUGUGGAGGUGCUGACAGAGGAACCUGAUGCCAACCAGAACCUAUGUGAGGCACUUCAGCGGAACAAUCUAUGACCUCUACAUGGGCUCCCUGCCACAGAGCAGAGGGGCCAGAGAUGAAACCAGAACUGUGAUGGGGACUUGGCCAUGGCAAAGACAGUAUCAUAAUCAGCUCGGACUAAAACUGGGAGACAAUUGAAGGGGCCCAAGGAAGAUAACUUGUCCUUCUGCUCAUUUACUUCUCAAGACUUGAAGAGUAGCAUGUGCCCCUAUUUCCAUGGCCUAGGCUUGCACAGUGUCAGGGCAGAGUUGCUACCAGGCCUCUUCAUGGUUCUGCUAGUGAGCAGGGCCAGCAAAAGCCUGACUUGUGGGCCUGAUCUCUGAUCUGACAGGAUAAGAAAGCCCAAGAAACCAGCUUGGUAAUGCCAGAGGAUAAAUGACAAGGAACUUUGUUUCCAUGCCCUUCUGGGCCAGGAGAUCUCAGGAACAGUAAGGGCAGUAAGUCGUCCUUCAGGGAUCCUCACCUGCCCUUCCAUGCAGCCAGACCCUUCUGGCCUCCAGGCUGACCCUUCCUGCGUGGAAGAGGGGUUUCUGUAUUAGAUGAGCUCUGGGGCUGUUGACCUAAGGAAAAGGGCCCCUGAUUUGGCAGAGAGAAGACAAGGGGGAACUGUAGAACAUCUGAUGUCAAUUAAUAAAUCGGAAAAAUGUGACAGCAUGA